This is a messenger RNA of Symbiodinium necroappetens, 1042 nucleotides long. NCBI's taxonomy places the organism in Eukaryota, Dinophyceae, Suessiales, Symbiodiniaceae. The record is from the annotation of a GenBank genome assembly.
GAGCCAGUCGUCCGUGAAGAAGACAGAGGUCAUUCUCAAUCUGAACAUGAACAGGUACUGGAUUUACUUGACACUGAGUUGUCAGCCUCAAACGGAGGAGGAAGAGUUAGUACCUGAUGACAUGAUGCUGGACGAGUUCAAGAAGCGUACUUUGGAAAGUGCUCAGCUGCAAUCUGAAGAAUCUUCUUCCAAGAAGACCCGAGAAGGCAGGCCAUUACAGGAAGAAGACGUGUUUCACUGGGACGAACACGAAGACUUGACAGCAGUGGAAGGUGUAGACGUUGAGUGCGAAGAUCUCAUGGAGGAAGAGAUGGAAGAUGCGCCAAGGAACGAACAAGGAGAAAUGCCACCUGAGUUGAGUCCUGAAGCGUUGGACACAAUGGACCAAGAAGCAGCAGUGGAGGAACUCAACAAACUCAGCAAGAUCGGUGUGAUCGAAGAGUUCCAGGAAAACCAUGCGACUGGGCAAGAGAAGCGUAUGGACCUGCGAGAAGUCUACGAUUGGAGAUUUCGUGACAAUCGAUGGAAACGCCGGUGUCGCAUCGUGGCGAGAGAAUACCGAGCUGGCCCAAGUUCAACGGCAGAAACGUUUUCGCCGACAGCUUCGAACGCCUCCGCGAGAUUGGUUCUCAUUCUGCACCUCAUUUUUCCGAAGCGGGUUAUUGUGGUGCUGGACAUCACGGAUGCUUAUUUGCAAGUACCACAGCAAGAAGAAGUUCUCGUAACUAUCUCAGCGUGGAUGAAGAAGGUUUGCAACAUCGGGGAAGGAGAACGAGAAGAAACCAUGUGGUUAGUAGAAGAACUGGAGAAAAUCUUCAGAGUAGAGAAGGAAGGACCGUAUCCUCUGAACAGAGUUGGAAAAGGAGAGGAGCUACGCUAUCUGAAGAAUAAGUAUGUGUUCGUGGAAGAAGGAGUAGUUGUACAGCCAAAUGAAAAGUACAUCAAGAAGUUGUUGGAGCUGUAUGACCUGGGAAGACUGAAAAGUAAAGCAACUCCUGAACACGUGGACCUAGUCAAGGAAGACAAAAGCAAGGAACUAUGA